Messenger RNA from Microdochium trichocladiopsis, 9234 nucleotides. RefSeq lists its product as uncharacterized. The coding region runs from base 1 to 9234 and encodes 3077 amino acids. The transcript has 2 exons. The record is from RefSeq and is a predicted model, not a curated record. Lineage: Eukaryota; Fungi; Ascomycota; Sordariomycetes; Xylariales; Microdochiaceae.
AUGGAUUUUGGCAUUGACUUCGGUUCGAACCAGGGCUUUAUGCAGCACGCCAAGAAGAACAACAAGAAGAAGCCUGCUGCGGGAGCCCCUGAACCCGAAAAGAAGAACGAUGGCAAUGGCGGCGCCGGUGGUAACAACAACACUGGUGGCAACGGCGGCGAUGCAAACGGCGAUUGCGGCAAGACCGGCACCGGCGGAGGUACUGGUGAUGGCAACAACGACCCCUGGGGAAGCCUGGGCUCAGCCAGCAAGUCAAAACAAGAGGACCUCCUAGCCGGCAGCAGUACCUUCGAUGCAUUCCAGGAAAUCAAGCUGGACGAUACGGCACCGACGUUGGACCUUAAUUUUGGUACAGUCGGCAGUGGAUCCGGCUGGGGUGGCACUGGUUCCGGCGGUGCCGGCGGCGCCGGCUCAUCGUGGGACUGGGCAGGCACCAAGCCCGGCGGCAAACCCGGCGAUAAGAAAGACGACCCAGCAGCGGGGGAUAAUCCAUGGAGCAUCGACAGGCCGAAGCCAAAGAAGAAGACAACCACGGGUUUCGGAUUCGGGUCGUUCGACGAAGAGGAGGCGGACGACAAGGGCAAGAAGGACGAUUUCGACUUUGGCUUCUCAUCAUCGGCGAAGAAGACAGCCAAGGCUGAUGCUUUUGGCUGGGGUGACUCCAAAGACAUCCAGAACAAACCUGACCCGCUAGGCGAGUCUGGGGAUACCUGGGGCACAUGGGGAGCCGCCGGUGCGAAUGCGAAUGCGAAGAAGCCUAAGCAAGACGACGACUUCUGGGCAGCCUUCGGGGACGACAAGGACAAGAAGAAGAACAGUCUGCUUGACGAGGGCGCACCCAAUCCACCAACCGAGUCACAAACGUCACAACCCGCCCAAUCUGGGGCCGCCGCGGGAUGGAGUUUUUGGGGUCUUACGAAAAAGGUCACCAAGAAGGAGGCCCCUGCUGCGGCUGCUCCUCCUCCGCCGGAGCCGGCUGCGGACCAGUCUGCGGAUGAUUGGAUGAACUGGGGCUCGAAAGCAAAGAAGAUGGUCAACAAAACCUCGGCACUUCUCGACCUUGGCAGAGAUUCCGAGCCACCGCCAGCAGCGCCAGACCCGCCGGCAGGCGGCGGCGGCGAUGACUUCUGGAGUGCAUUUGGCACAAAGGAUCCGAGAAAGCCCGCCGCGGAUGACUUCCUUGAUCCCGCGUCCAGAGAAGCUGACGCUUGGGGCCUACCUGGUCCUCCGAAUGGUGGCAACAACGAAUGGGCCGCCCCGGGAGCACAGGCGCCGGAAACGCUUGAUCCUGCCGCGCAGGCUGCCAAGGAGAAGCUUGCGGCCGAAAUCGCCGCGGAGGAGGAGGAGCUCGCCCAGCUUGAAAAGAAACGCAAGAUCAAGAAAAACAAGCUGCUGAAGAAGGAUCAGACGCGCUACGACGAAUUAAUACAAAGAGCCGAAACACGCGCAGCAGAGAAAGCCGCCUCCGAUGCAGCCGCUGCUGAAGCUGCAGAAGCUGCGCAGGCCGCAGCCAAGGCGGCCGAGGAGGCAGCCGCCGCGGAGGCACAAGCUGCUCGUGAGGCGGAAGAAGUUGCAGCAGCCGCGGCGGCUAAGGCAGCUGACGAGGCGUCUGCCCAGGCAGCUGCGGAGGAGACCGAGCUCAAAGCCCUCGAAACGAAGAAGGACAUAAAAAAAAAGCUCCUCAAGAAGGAACAAUCACGGUUCGACGAGCUUAAAGAGCGUGUCGCUCGCAGAGCAGAGCAGAAGGCGGCAGCCCAGGCGGAGGCUGAUGCUGCUGUGGCUGCUGCGACUGCAGCCGAGAGCGCACCAGAACCAGUUCCCGAAGCGCCGUCUCCCCCCGCAGCAGAGGUCGAACAACCUCCAGAAGAAGAUCCUGCUGUUCAAGCCGAGGAGCUGGAGAUUUCGCAACUCGAAGCCAAGAAGCUUUCCAGAGGCGGCAAGCUUCUGAAGAAAGAUCAGGCUCGUCUGACAGAUCUGCAAACCCGUUCUGAUGCGCGGGCUGCCGAUAAAGCAGCAGCAGAGGCAGCUGCCGCAGAAGUGGCGGCGGCAGCUGCAGCUGCAGCUCAGGCCGAGGCCGAUGCACAAGCUGCUGCCGAUGCUGCCGCAGCAGCAGCCGCCGCAGUGCCCGAACCAGCUAUCGUUGAUCCCGCUAUCGAAGCAGAGCAGAAGGAGAUCGAAGAGCUGGAAGCCAAGAAGACGAAGCGCGGCGGGAAGCUCCUCAAGAAGGACCAGGCACGGCUGACAGAAUUGCUAGACAACGCAGCACGCCGAGCGGCGGACGAGGCUGCGGCCGAGGAGGCCAAAGCGGCGGCAGCAGCCGCUGCGGAGGCGGCCCAACCUGAACCUGAACCUGAGCCUGUACCAGAACCCGCGCCAGAUCCUCCGGCCGAGCCCGAGCCAGAUCCAGCCAUCGCAGCGGAGGAGGCCGAAAUUGCGGAAUUAGAGGCGAAGAAAGUCAAGCGGAUGGGCAGGCUGCUCAAGCGAGAUCAAGCAAGACUCGACGAACUCAUCGCAAAUGCAGAAUGUCGCGCCAUGAAUGCUGCAGCGGCCGCAGAAGCAUUAAGGGCAGCUGCAGCUGUGGAUUCGGAGCCCUUAAUCGACGUCGUCUCUCCUGAGCCAGAGCCUCAAGUCGAUGCAGAGCUAGAAGCCUUAAUCGCUGAAGAGACCAAAGAACUUGCUACGUUAGAAGCAAAACUUGUCAAAAAGGGCCGACUACUGAAGACAGACCAAGCGCGGUACGACGAACUCAGCGAGAAGGCCAGCAAGCGUGCAGAGGAGGCUGCAGCUGCCGCCGCCGCUGCCGUAGUCCCUGAACCCGAGCCAGCUGUCGAAGAGCCUGCCCAAGAAACCGUUGCCCCGGUGGACGAUGCACUCGCUGCUGAAAUUUUGGAACAAGAGGCUGAGCUUGCUGCACUAGAAGCCAAGAAGGAGCGGAAAGGCAAGCUUGGCCGGACGGACUCGGCCAGAUACGAGGAGCUGCAGGAGAAGGCUGCCCAACGCGCCAAGGACAAAGCCGCGGAGGAGGAUGCUGCAGCUGCUGCAGCCGCAGCCUCAGCUGCAGAACCCGAACCCGAACCUGCCGUCGCUCCAGAAGAUCCUGCUAGGUCAGAAGCCGACAGCAUUGCGGCUGUUGAGGAGGCUGAGCUUGCCGAUCUCGAGGCCAAAAAGCUCAAGAGAGGCAAGCUAGGGAAGACCGACAAGGCUCGCUACGAUGAGCUUGUCAAGAACGCUAGCCUCAGAGCAGAGGAGAAGGCAGCUCAAGAAAUAGCCGCCGCAGAAGCUGCUGCCGCCGAGCCCGAGCCCGAGCCUGAGCCCGAGCCGGAACCUGCUGAAGAAGUCGAUGAGGAGCUUGCCGCUGAACUUGCCGAGCUCGAACAAUUGAGUAACAAGCUAGCGCUCAAGGGCAAGCUCGGAAAGACUGACCGGGCACGCCAUAAUGAGCUGCUAGACCGAGCUGAGCAGCGCGAAAAGGAUAAGGCGGCUGCAGCCGUGGAACAAGAGGCGGAACCCGAACCUGAGCCGGAACCUGCUCCUGAGCCAGAAAUCGACCCAGCUCUUGCGGCUCAGAUCGAAGCAGAAGAAGCUGAACUAGCCGACUUGAUAGCAAAGAAGGAACGGCGCGGCAAGCUUGGAAAGACCGAUACUUCACGUCUUGAGGAACUGCAGGCACUCGUCGACCAGCGUGCAGCCGAUAAGGCUAUCCGAGAUGCCGCCUCUGCUGCUUCUCCUACAACCGAGCCAGAGCCUGAUUCAAUAGCAGAUGCCGAGCCUGAAACAGAGCCUGUACCCAUCGAUCCAGUCGACGAAGCUGCAGCACAGGAGGAAGCCGAAUUCGCGGCUCUCGACGCAAAGUUCAAGUCGAAAGGCAAGCUCGGCAAGACUGAUAGGGCUCGGCAUACGGAACUCAUGGAAAGAGUCGAGCAGCGUGCCGCUGACAAAGCUGCCGCAGAGGCUGCUGCCGCGGAAGCCGCCGCCGCUGAACAAGCCGCUGCAGAGGCGGCGGCCGCCGAAGAAGCUGCAGCAGCAGAGGCUAGAGCGGCUGAAGAGCUCGCGGCCACAAUAUUCCUGGAGGAAGAGGAAAUGUCUGCCCUGCAGGCCAAGCUGACCAAGAAGGGCAAGCUGGGAAAGACUGAUAAAGCCCGCCUGGAGGAGCUCAUGGAAAAUGCCAAAGUGCGUGCGGAAGAAGCAGCAGCGAAGGAGGCAGCCGCCGCGGACGAGAGUGCUGCCGCUGCCGUCGACGAGGAGGUACCUGCAGACGACCCCGAGCCGGAGCUUGAAGCCUCCCCUUCAUCCAUCGCUGCCGAAGAGGCUUUACUUGAAGCCGCUGCCGAAGAUGAAGAGCGUGAAGGUCUUGAGGCAAAGCUGAUAAGGAAAGGUAAGCUUGGCAAGACCGACCGCGCGAGGCUAGACGAAUUGAAAGAGCGCCAUCAACAACGUCUCGACGAGGCUGCUGCAGCUGAAGCCGCUGCACCGGAAGCAGAAGCCGAUGCCGCAGAAGAUCUCCCACCUGCUCCGGAGCCUAUAGUGGAGGACGUAGACGCGGACUUGGCCGCCGAGAUUGCUGCCGAAGAGGUCGAGCUGAAGGUGCUCGAGGCGAAACUUGGCAUCAAGGGCAAGCUGGGCAAGACCGACAGAGCAAGGCAUACGGAACUUCUCGACCGGGCCGAACAACGCGCCGCCGCACAGGCCGCGAGGGCUGCAGCUGCAGAAGAAGCUAUAUUUGAAGAUCCAGAGCCGGCGCCAGAAGCCGAUGUCGAGGCUGAAGACGCUAUCGAAGACGGUGUUGGCGCUGAGAUUGCUGCCGAGGAGGCCGAGCUGGGUGCACUUGAAGCCAAGCUUGCAACCAGGGGCAAACUUGGGAAGACAGACCGAGCCCGGCACACAGAACUUACAGAUCGCGCAGCUAAGCGAGCCGAGGAGAAGGAGGCUGCUGAGGCCGCCGCUGCGGAGGCCGCCGCCGCAGAAGCAGCUGCAGCAGAAGCGGCAGCAGCAGAAGCAGCGGCCCAGGAAGCCGCUGCGGCCGAAGCGGCGGCGGCGGCAGAGAUAGCAGCUGAAGAGGCCGAGCUUGAGGAACUCAAUGCUAAGCUGAAGAAGAAGGGCAAGCUGCUCAAGACCGACCGAACUCGUCAUGCUGAGUUGACUGAGCGAGCAGAAAAGCGCGCUGAACAGGCAGCUGCCGCGCUGGCUGCCGCAGAGGCCGCAGAGGCUGCAGAGGCCGCUCCAGAACCUGAGCAGGAGGAGUUGCCAGAGGCUACGCCUGAAGCCGCUCCCGAACCCGACGAUGUGGUUGCCGACGCACUUGCCCAGGAAAUUGCUGAAGAGACGGCCGAGCUUGAAGCCCUCGAGGCAAAAUUGCAGAAGAAGGGCAAGCUAAUGAAGACGGACCGACUUCGACACGCCGAACUCCUCGAACGAGCAGAACAGCGCGCCAAGGAUGCUGCCCAGAAAGAGGCUGCUGCAUCAGAACCUGCACCCGAGCCUGAAGCGGAGGCGGAACCGGCGGCCGAACCUGAAGAAAUCCUAGCGGAAGAACCUGUUGAUCCCGACGUCGCAGCCGAGAUUGCGGAGCUCGACGCGCUUCAGGCGAAGUUGGAACUCAAGGGCAAACUGGGCAAAACCGACAGAGCCAGGCACGCAGAGCUUACCGACAGAGCAAAUGAGAGGGCUGAGGCUGCUGCGGCGGCAGCUGCAGCAGCAGCUGCACCUGAGGUGUCCGCAGACGUCGAGGCAGCACCCGAGGUGGACGACGACAUCGACGCCGAUGGUGACCUAGAUUACGAGACUUCUGCUGAGGAGUUUGCCGAUGCUGAAGAGUUCGCGGAGGACCCGGUUGCUGAAGAGGAGAAAGCCGAGCUUGCUGCUCUCGAUGCCAAAAAGGCUAGGAAGGGCAAGCUUGGCAAGUCCGACACUAAGCGACACGCAGAACUUACCGAACGCAUCGAGCAGCGUGCUAAAAGGGCGGCGCCUGACGACCCUGCACCUGCAGAGGAGCCGUCUCUAGAACCUGAGGCUGAAGAAGAGCCGGCCCCUCCAGCGGACUCGGACCCUGUGGCAGAAGCUGAAGCUGCCGAGCUGGCUGCCCUCGACGCCAAGCGGGAGAAGAAGGGCAAGCUCGGUAGAUCUGAUCGCGAGCGCUAUGCCGAGCUCGUCGAAAACGCGCGCCUUCGGGCCGAACGACCAGCCUCUGGAGAUGCUACCGCUGAUCCUGAUGCUGAAGCUGAAGCAGAACCUACGCCAGAGGAGGAGCCUGCGCCAGAAUUACCAGUCGACCCAGAAGCUGAGGCCGAAGCUGCCGAGCUGGCAGCCCUUGACGCCAAGCGGGAGAGAAAGGGGAAGCUCGGGAGAUCAGAUAGGGAGCGCUACGCGGAGCUCGUCGAGAAUGCCCGUCUUAGGGCACAAAAACAAGCAGCAGCUGAGAGUCCAGCCGACCUCGAACCUGAGGUUGACGCUGUGGCUGACGUUGACGCAACAGAAGAGCCACCUGCUGAGCCUGAGCCUGAGCCUGAACUCGAGCCCGAGCCUGAGCCCGAGCCUGAGCCGGAACCCGAAGAAGAGGAAGACACGGAAGCAGCUCUCGAGGCCCUCGACCAGGCUGAAAGAGAAGAAGUCGCAGCAUUGGAAGUCAAGAGAGAGAAACGAUUCGGCAAGCUACUCAAGACAGAUCGCUUACGGCACGAGGAGCUUACUGCGAACAUCGCUAGACGCGCCGAAGAAAAGGCCGCCAAAGAGGCUGCUGCCCAGGCUGCCCGUGAGGCCGAGGAGCAAGCAGCGGCAGAGGCCGCGGCAGCUGCGGAGCAGGCCGCGGCUGAAGCAGCGGCUGCUGAGGAAGCCCGCGCUGAAGAAGCUCGCUUGGCUGAGAUUGCUGCUCAGGAGGAGGAACUUGGUGCGCUCAAAGCCAAGCUCGAUCGCAAGGGCAAGCUUGGUAAAAGUGAUAAGAAGCGCUACGAGGAACUCCUCGAGCUGGCCAAACAGCGUGCACCUGAGGCACCUGCAGACCCCGAGGAAGAAGCAGACGGCGACGACGAGCCCGCCGACGACCAGGCUGCGGCCGUUGCUGCCGAAGCCGAAGCUCGAGCCAUUCGUGAAGCUGAAGAGCAAGCAGAGCGUGAGCGACAAGAGCGCAAGAGCAAGAAGUCGCGAUCAAAAGACAAGGACCUGCUGCCUGCCGUACCACCACCGCCACCGGCCGCCCCGGAUGCGCCCCCGCAGCUUUCUGAGAAGGAAAAGAGAAGACUUAAGAAGAAGGGCAAGCUUGCCGAGCCCGGGGCUGAUGCAGACUUCCCCCCCAAUUCCGACGACUCACCCACGCAAGCUACUCGUCGUGGUUCCGACAUCCCAGGCAGUUUCCCAAUGGAAGGAGAUGAGAAUGAGAUCGUAGAGAUCAUCGAUGUCUCGCCCGAGAAGAAGAAGUCCAGGAAAAGCAAGAAGUCUCGUGCGACUGAAGUCGAAGACGAUGGAGGUCCGCCUGCUCCCCCGGAGGUCCCCAUGGCACCGCCUGCCGUGCCCGAUGCACCUCCGACUCCACCUCACGAACACAAGUCUUCCAGAAGAGAGCGGCCCAAGAUCAACCGGGAUGGUGGCUCCUCUUGGGGAGCGUGGUCUGCUGCCGCCCCGCCUCCUCGCAAGUCUGAGAGAGAGCGCUCGUCCAAGAUUCGCUCACCCGAGAAGAGAUCAAGCAGGAGAGAGGCCGACGACAUCUCGCCUCGCGAAUCCGGAUCAGACGAGAGACGCGACAAGACCAGUUCUCCGUCCAAGAGCCGGAUGGGCAAUCUCCUGAAGAGCACGCCUCCGCUUUCACGGACAAUGUCCUCCCGCGACGAGCGCGGGAGCCGUCGCAAGUCGACUUCCAAUCGCGCGUCCCACGAGAUGUCUGGGGGUCUCAUGUCCCCGCCACCAGAGGAAUUGCCUCCGAUGACGUCCAAGGCAGCCAAGAUCCUAGGCAUUGGCUCAAGCUCAAAGCGCCGCAGCUCGCGCACGCAAGACAUGGAGGCUGAUGAUAUGGCGGUCGUCGACCCCGUGGACGCCGAGCCCCCGCGGGAGAAGUCUUCGCGAAGACGUUCACGCGUCAUGCCGGAGGAUGAUGGUGCUGUUUUUGUCGAUGCCCCUGAUUUAGGCGCGCCCCCUCCCCUCAAGAAAUCAGGGUCCAGCAGCGCACGCAAGGCCGCAGCCCUAGCAGCUGGGGCGUUUGGCGGCAUGAUGUCUGCCCCCAAAUCUGAUAUGCGUGCAGACCUCCGCCGUCGCAGCAACACAUUGACCACAGACGACGAGAGCCGCCCAGACAAGAGAUCACGUCAUGUCCGUUCCUCGAGGGAGAGCGAAACCAUGGCUGCGGCGGAGACCGACGCCGAGAGGGAGGCCCGCCGUGCCGCACGGCGUGCGAGAAGAGCCGAGGAGGCUGGUGUUGACGAGGAUGCGCGCCGUGCGGAGAAAGAGUCGCGGCGCGACAAGCGCAAGAAGGAGGCCGAAGAGGCCGAGGCCCGUCGCGCUGAGGAGAGAGAAGCACGACGGGCAGCGCGCAAAGCCGCCCGGGCUGCCGAAGACGACAGUGCGGCAGCCAAGGAUGCUGAGCGCGAAGAGCGCCGUCGCUUACGCAGGCUCGAGAAGGAGAACGCGGCGAGGGCGGCGGAGGAGGCCGAGGCUGAAGCACGCCGCGCGCGACGCGAGGAGAAGCGCCGCUCGCGUGUUGUCGGAGAGGACGAGGACGAGGACGAGGAGCGGCGACGCCGGCGUGAGCUCCGCCGCGCGGAGAAGGAAGGUCGCGUGCGAGCAUCCGCACCACCCGUCAUGGACGAGUACGUCUACACGGUUCCCGACGCACCGCCAGUGAUGCCGCCGCCACCACAGCGCAGAAGCAGCACCAAGCAGCAACGCCCGCCCGCGUGGCCGCACUCGGGCACGAGCUCGUGGGUCAAGGAGCACUCGGAUGCUGGUCCACCUCCCGAAGAUGGCGCGCCCUCACAGACGGACGCGCCUCCUGUCACUGAUGACGAGGAAGCCAGACGGGCUGCACGCCGUGCUCGCCGUCGUGGCGGAGAGAAGAGCUAUGCCGGCGACAUGUCCGAGGCCGAUGAUCAGCGCAGACGUCGCGCACGUCGCGAAGAGCGCGAGCGGCGCAGCGACCGUAACCGCUUUGGUUCUGAGGGCAGCGGCGAGAAGCAACAGCGCGAGUCUGUCUACGCCGAGCCGGUGUCAUCAGGACGGAGUAGCUGGUGGAAGAAGCUCAGAGGCUCCUGA